AUGCUCGAAGCGGAGCCCAUCGACGAAUUUGUCCAUGAACAAACAACUCGUAGCAAAGAAACAUAUCAACAGGAUUUGGAUGAAUUGAAUAUGGCUGAUAAGAGAAUUCAGAGAUUCGUCAGGAAUGGAGAGCCACGCGGGCAAAGAGAAAGGGCACGCCUGAUUGCAUACAUAAAGGCGAGGACGACAGCUGUACGCAGAGUGACAUUAAGCAUUGUACACCGUGACGGUAGAAUGCAUACUCUAGCUACAAAAAAACUACGAAAAAUCUCCUGUCCCCCCACCUUUAAAAAAAAUCGCUUCACCAACGUGGCAUGCUUCGACGAGAUUCUGGAUCGUGACAACGAAGACUUCUACUGUCAUGCAAACACAUUCAGCACCCCAUACGGAAACUUUGUCAUUUCUCAAGCACCCAAAGAGAACACAUGUGGAGAUCAUCUUCAUUUGAUGUGGAUCUACAAUGUUCGUACUGUAGUUUGUAUGGUUCCAGCCGAAGAAGCAGGUGGAUAUUUCGUCCCGAAAGAAGGCGAAUCUUUUACCGUAUUCCAAAAAUACACAAUGAAAACGAACACGAUUUUUGAUGAGAAACAAGGGCUUACUGUAUACCAAUGUGAGCUGAAAUCCUAUAAAGCACCAAAGGCUCAAUCUCGUCGAACCAUUUAUAUCAUUUGCUCGGAUACUCCUGUUGCUGCACUUCGAUCGCCACGUCAGCAGACUGUUCUAAUGGAAUACAUGUGGGCAUUUGAGGAUACUGAAGCCAUCGAACGUAAUGGAACGACAUCUGAUGCUCUGACAACAGUUCUCGUUCAUGGAGUAGCUGGUACUCGUCGUUGUGCAUCCUUCGUAGUUGCAGCUGUCAUGUGUCGUCAAAUUCUGGAAACUGGACAAUUUUCUGCAUUGGAGACGUGGAUUGAGAUGAGAUUGAGAAGAGCUCACACUUGUACUCGUAAACAUGAUUUCUAUUCAUCUCUCUACACUGUUUUUGCAUUUGCCGCUCAAUGUUGUACUGUCAGUGAAUCGGAAGCCACUUUCGUCAAAUCAAUGGAGAUUUUGAAAGUUCUAAUCGAGAAGUGCCAUAAUCGUAAGGAGGAUGGAACUGAGGAUUAG
Messenger RNA from Caenorhabditis briggsae, 1107 nucleotides. Gene Ontology annotation, molecular function: protein tyrosine phosphatase activity. The coding region runs from base 1 to 1107 and encodes 368 amino acids. The record is from RefSeq and is a predicted model, not a curated record. Gene Ontology annotation, biological process: protein dephosphorylation. Lineage: Eukaryota; Metazoa; Nematoda; Chromadorea; Rhabditida; Rhabditidae. The transcript is spliced from 5 exons.